Plectropomus leopardus (leopard coralgrouper) is the source of this 2292-nucleotide messenger RNA. RefSeq names its product acid phosphatase 7, tartrate resistant (putative) (gene acp7). NCBI's taxonomy places the organism in Eukaryota, Metazoa, Chordata, Actinopteri, Perciformes, Serranidae. The record is from RefSeq and is a predicted model, not a curated record. Gene Ontology annotation, molecular function: acid phosphatase activity; metal ion binding.
CAGUUGAGUUGUGUUGUGAGUGUUGGAUUUUAGUGGCUAAUUUAACAUUUAGCUAACUUAUUCGGGCCUGGUUCAGGAUCUUCAGACUGUACGUGUCGUUCAUUGACAACAAGAGAAAGGCGUUCUACCUUUCAUCGUUCUGGUUGACGGAUGCAGAAGUCCUCAUCAGAGACCAAAGCACGGUGUGUGUAAAGUGCUGUGUAAACUGGCAUGGGUCAGGCUGCUGUUCCUGUAAUCCAGUGUGAAAAUGGUCCCUGUCUGUGCUGCUUGUGCCCUGUUAAGCCUUGCACCCCUGUUGGUGCUUGGUGUUCCUCCAAUAUGGACCCAGCCAGAGCAGGUGCACCUCUCUUAUCCAGGCGCGCCAGGUUCUAUGGUGGUGACCUGGACCACCUUCAAUAAGACGGAUAGCAAGGUGGAGUACGGCUUUCUGGGGGGUCGGCUCUUUGACAUGAGUGCCAAAGGUGAAGCCACUUUGUUUGUGGAUUCAGGAGAGGAGAAGAGGAGGAUGUUCAUCCACAGAGUCACUCUCACAAGCCUCAAACCAGCUGCUACUUAUGUCUACCACUGUGGGAGCGAUGAUGGUUGGAGCGACGUGUUCUCCUUCACUGCCUUGAAUGACAGCACUAGCUUCAGUCCCAGGUUCGCUCUGUAUGGUGACCUGGGCAAUGAGAACCCUCAGUCUCUGGCUCGUCUGCAAAAGGAGACGCAGCUUGGCAUGUACGAUGUCAUCCUGCACAUAGGGGACUUUGCCUAUGACAUGGAUGAGGACAACGCCAGGAUCGGAGAUGAGUUCAUGAGGCAGAUCCAGUCCAUAGCGGCCUACGUGCCUUACAUGACCUGUCCAGGAAACCACGAAUCCGCAUAUAACUUCUCCAACUACAGGAAUCGUUUCAGCAUGCCAGGCCAGACUGAGAGCCUCUGGUACAGCUGGAACCUGGGGUCAGCACACAUCAUCUCCCUCUCCACCGAGGUUUAUUUCUAUCUCAAAUUCGGCAAGGAGCUCCUCUUCAAGCAGUAUGAGUGGCUGAAGAAAGACCUUGAGGAGGCCAACAAGCCAGAGAAUCGAGCAGUGCGUCCAUGGAUCAUCACCAUGGGACACAGACCCAUGUACUGCUCUGAUGACGACCAGGAUGACUGUACAAAGUUUGACUCCUAUGUCCGACUGGGACGGAAUGACACCGAACCACCAGCUCCUGGUCUAGAGGAUCUUUUUUACAGCUAUGGAGUGGAUGUGGAGCUGUGGGCACAUGAGCACACAUAUGAGAGGCUUUGGCCUGUCUAUGGUGACAAGGUGUACAAUGGGAGUAAAGACCAACCUUAUGUGAACCCAAAAGCUCCAGUGCACAUUAUCACAGGCUCUGCUGGCUGCAGAGAGAAGACAGACAGGUUCAAUCCAAACCCCAAAGAGUGGAGCGCUUUCCGCAGCACAGACUACGGCUACACUCGCAUGCAAGUGUCCAAUGCCACCCACCUUUACUUGGAGCAGGUCUCUGAUGACCAGUAUGGGAAGGUGAUUGACAGCAUUUGGGUGGUGAAGGAAAAGCAUGGCUUCUCUGCCUGGUUCUGAAGACCAUCGUGCUUUUAAAAAACCAAUCUGCUCAGGAAAUGCACUUUGAACUUUAAGCAUCUUCAUAUGAUAUUUAGAGCUUAUCUGUGAUUCAGAGAUUGUGUGCACAUGGCUCUCAGCCGGGUAGCAGCUAAUGAUGAUAACAGCACAAACAAUGCUAACAAUGACUACAAGAAGUAAUGGUGUUAAUCAAGCCAACAGUGUUAGGGUUGUUGAGGUAAACUCCAGGGUGGAAGCUAUGCUUCUGCAACAAUGCCAUCCAUAUUUCAGCAGUGACUGCUGUAUGAGCGCAGUGCAGAGUGCCAGCAGUUAGCUAGCCGGUGGUAUACGCACACAUUGGGACUCAUACUCACUAACAUGCAUGUGCAGCCGGACCUUCUACCACAACAUUGGAUGUAAAAGAUUUAAUUCUCUGCUCAUGACGCCUUUACACUACUAUAUCUUUACAUAGCAAAUUGUUUGCUACAAUAUUAAUGCUCUGAAUAUUGUGUAGAGCUUCAUUAAAACAAGCUCUCUUUUUUUGCUGCCUCACACUAAUUAUGCACUGAUGAUGAACGAUUUUAUUCCUGCUCAUUCUGCUUUUCAGUUUAAUAUGUAUUGAAUUAUUUGAUUCCAAAAAUUUUCCACUAUAUUUAAUUCAAUUAGAAGACCACUUAAUGGUGAUGAUCUACUGUAAAUGGAUUUUUUGUAAUAUACAUUUGAAUAAAUUCUGCUUUUUCUAUGGA